Molecule: messenger RNA, 2200 nt
Organism: Gaeumannomyces tritici R3-111a-1
Lineage: Eukaryota; Fungi; Ascomycota; Sordariomycetes; Magnaporthales; Magnaporthaceae
Exons: 4
Coding region: 353-2200 (615 amino acids)
Source: RefSeq, a predicted model, not a curated record
CGUUCGCGGUCGGGACCACUGUCAAGCAAACUUUGGACAGUUCUCUGCAUCUGACAUAUUAUUCUCUGCAGCGUGAUAUCAGAGAGAACACCCGAAUCGCAUCGUCCCGGGGAGGGGGGAAGGGAUAUUUGGGGCGAGGCGCCGCUCUCCAGGUGGUGAUCCCAUCUGGUAAAUUUCCGCACUUGAAGUCGAAUAUCCCGUUUAUAAUAUCCACCAUCAAGCCGUUUCUAAGCGAAACAGCUUUGAUGACUUUCUCUUGUUCCUUGUACAAAAACCAUUACGAUGUUCCCAUGUCUUGUCUUCUAUCACAGAAAGCCUUCUGCUCUCCUCGUCACUCCCCCGGGUUCCACCAAUGGCUCUCAUCUUCCCCUUCAACGGACCUGAAGGGCACGUGCGGUCGCUGUUCGGCACCCAGCCGCCAGUCCGCUACCUCGACCGGGUCAGACCGGCCAAGCGAUGCAUCCCAUGCCCCGUCAGCUUCUACAACCCCAACGGGUGGCGGGGCGGCCACGCGGCCACGGGGGAGGCCGAGCUGUCCUGGGUCAUGAUCCCCACGUCGGGGACGGACGCAAAGUCUCGCCGGCCGGCGACAGGACGUGGGACUAGGGACAGGGGACCCCCGAGGCUCGCGCUCGUGAUUCCGUACCCGCUCAAGCCAGAUCGGCACCGGCCGCUGGCGCGGCAGCCCAUGUCGGGCGACCUGCACGCCAUGUACCACAUCCACGACGAGGGCCGCGAGUGGAUCGACGACGCGAGCGGCCUGAGCUCCAUGGAGGGCAAAGGCCUGCCCCGGUGUUGCGCGUCGACGGCGGCGGUUGCCCCGCUGGCGCUGCCCAGGGCGCGGGCGGGCUGCCCCGGCCGCGGCGGGGAGGGAAGCGGCCGCAGAGUCAACGGGGCCGGGAGCAGGGGGGAAUGGACCAGGCGUCAAGGGAAUCAUGAGGACAAGACCAAGAACGGCGGCGGCGGCAUUGGGCCGGAGUGUGCCGAAGCGUGUGGCGUUCAGGACAAGGCUCGAGGAUGUGUUCGAGGAGAACUCGGCGCAGCGACCAGUCUCGCGGUACUGGGACGAAUAUCUGGUCACGGCUUCUGCCGUCGACUCCGUCUCCCCUCGGUGGUGCGAAUCAUGGCCACGGCGCCCUACACAAUGUUUUUGCUCUCGGCACUCGGCCGCUUGCUCCAGUGUCUCAACCUGGUCGCCGUCCUCGUGGCCACUGCAGACGCUCAGGGGUCCGCGGACACCUCGAACUCGAUCACAAUCAUCAGUCCCGGCGCAAACGAGAUGAUUACGCUUGGCAGCAAUUAUACAAUCCGAUGGGCUGCGCCUGCCGGGGCGUUGGGUUAUGUGAGGAUCGAGCUACUGGGCCGGAAUUCAACAAGGUCUUCAGGCAACGUCGGCAUCCGGAAGCUCGCAGACGACGUCGAGCUGUCGAGCCAGAACUGGGUAUGGCGCCAAGAAGAUCAGAUAUCAGCCGCGGAGCGCCAGUUGUACCCGCAGUUCGUGAUCUACAUGGAAAUCUCCCCGAGCAAGGCCUUCGAUUCCUUCAACUUCACCGCGUCCAGCGUCAGGUUUCAGGUCCGUGAUAACGUUGUGGCUCCACCGCACGACAAUGACACCCAGAACAACCGCACCACCACACCCGCCAACGACAGCCCCCAGACCCCGCCGCUAAAGCCCGAGGUCAUCGCGGCCAUUGCAAUCGGGUCAGCGGCCCUCGCCGCCCUGAUCAUUGGCGUCGUGGGCUACGACCUGCGCCUCCGCCGGCUGGCGGGGGGGAAACGAACCAAGCAGACCGGGGACGACGACGGCGGCGGCGGCGUCGGGGGUGGCGACAAGAGCGGCGACCACAGCCUCUCCAAGGCCGAGCUCGAGGGCUCGGGCGGCCACGGCUCCGCGGUGGGUGCGGUCGCGGGGGCCCUGGACCUCAAGCCCGAGUUGAUGGAGAAGGAGAUCCACUGGGAGCUUGGCGGGAGGGAGCAUGACCGGGAGAGGCCGGACCCGCGCGAGACGUACGAGGUCGCCGCCCAUGAGAUUCACGAGAUGGAGGGAUGCGGGCCGCCGCAAAAGCUCGAUCUUGUUGUGGGGACACAGGAGGUUGGGGUCUCGACAGGGGGUGACGGGGAGACGGGGCGGGACGGUGUGGUGGUGACUCCGGCCGUGAGCCCUGUGUCUCCGCUUCCGAAGCAGGAACGGGAGGUUUAA